Enterobius vermicularis (human pinworm) is the source of this 570-nucleotide messenger RNA. NCBI's taxonomy places the organism in Eukaryota, Metazoa, Nematoda, Chromadorea, Rhabditida, Oxyuridae. The record is from the annotation of a GenBank genome assembly.
AUGCCGGAGAUGGCUGCCGGUAUGCAAAAUCUGAACGGUUUCGGUUCAACUAGUCAAGACUAUGAGGGUCAGCUAAAGGCAAUGUCAAUGUGCUGGCAGGCAUUCGAUCCGUCAAGUUCCUAUCCGACAGCUAACUACCCUUCUCAAUCGGCUACCACAGCUGCUUUUAUGCCAGUUAUCAAAGGUGAUCAACAGUUACCAUCAAGUACUCAGUUGCAAAAAAAUCCAUUCACAACGUUUGCGCAGCAGUUAACAUCGUUCGGUUUCACACCUUCACCUACCUCUACACCAAUGAAAAAAAAGCCAACUCCGGUCCCCGAUGAAUUGAAGGAUGAGGCCUAUCGUGAACGACGAAUGAAAAACAACGAAUCUGCACGACGAUCACGUGAAAUGAGACGGCAAAAAGAGGAAUCCACACAACGACGUUGUGAUCAGUUGAUGCACGAAAAUAAUUUACUCCGGGCAGAGUUAUCACUUUUGCGGAGUCAAGUCGAUCAUCUGAAGCAAGUGCUAUCAAUGACCGCAACUUCACAACAGUUUGUAAACACCGGUGCCGUAGAGCUCAAUUAA